This is a messenger RNA of Dalotia coriaria, 1343 nucleotides long. RefSeq names its product HemK methyltransferase 1 (gene HemK1). Gene Ontology annotation, biological process: protein methylation. The transcript is spliced from 5 exons. Lineage: Eukaryota; Metazoa; Arthropoda; Insecta; Coleoptera; Staphylinidae. Gene Ontology annotation, cellular component: mitochondrion. The record is from RefSeq and is a predicted model, not a curated record. Bases 595 to 1284 code for a protein of 229 amino acids. Gene Ontology annotation, molecular function: protein methyltransferase activity; nucleic acid binding.
AUUAUUUAUAGGUUAGACACAAACAAAUAAAACGUGCGACCGUGCGACUACGAAUUGUGUUGGGACUCCGUGAAAACUGGCACGAAAAUAGAUGUGCAAUAAACAUUUUGCAUCCCGGCAAACCUUGUUUUGUUCGUUGGCUAAUGUAUAGUGAUUGUGCCGUGAGUUGUGAAUGAUGUUGCGAUCGCUGCUUGGCAGUGCAUGCAAAACCAACGCGAGCCGAACGCAUUUCCUCGCAGCGCUCUCGCGCUUUUCGUUUUUCUCAUCAUUCGCGGCAAACCCGCGAUUACAUAAUCACAUGCUUUCGCCGAAUCGUAGUAGGCAACCCAACGAGUUGAAUGAUUCUAAUCAGCGCGGAUUGUACUUCUCGACGGCCGAAUUUAAUUCCACCGUUGAGGAAUCCUUGCAGAAAUGGUGCAAGAUAUUCACGAAUAGAAAAAUUUCGGAACCUUUGGAAAGUAUCGCGAAUAUUUUGGCCAGUGUGUUAAAAACAAAUAAUAUUUUAUUUUGAAUUCGGUUUGAAUUUAGUUGGGCGAAGUUUAUAAACAUCGAAAACUUGUCCUUUCGGAUUUGCAAGUGCAGAAUGUCAACGCGAUGUGUGAAAAACGACUUCAACAAAUGCCAGUGCAAUAUAUCAUUGGCGAGUGGGAUUUCCGCGAUAUAAACCUAAAACUACGCCCGCCGGUAUUCAUCCCGCGGCCGGAAACUGAAAUGUUGGUGGAGAUAGCGUUGCAAGACAUUAAAACCAGGAAUGUCGAACGUGUAUUAGAAUUAUGUUGCGGCAGCGGAGCAAUCAGUUGUUCUUUACUUCACGCCGUAAAAAAUUUAUCAGCGGUAACAAUUGAUAUUUCACCGGAUGCAUGUCGAUUGUGCGCGGAAAACGCACACAUUUUGUCAUUGACGGACAGAAUGCAAAUAGAAAAUUGCGCCGUCAAAGAUUUUUCCUCCGAUGACAUGUUUGAUGUGAUUAUCAGCAAUCCACCGUACGUUUUAACUGGUGAUAUGAAGGAUUUGCAACCGGAAAUAUUACUAUACGAAGAUGUGGAAGCGCUCGACGGCGGCGCUGACGGUCUGGACGUGGUAAAGCAAAUAUUUACACUCGCAUCAAGACAUUUAAAUCCGAGCGGCAGUUUAUUCCUGGAGGUCGAUCUGUCGCAUCCGCGGCUUAUACGCGACCUCCUCGCCGACGGCGGCGAAGACCUCACACUUCUAGCAACCCACGAGGAUCUCGCCGGCGAGACGCGCUUCGUUCAGAUAAUUAAAAAGCAAGAAACCUCCACGUAAAGCUCAAAUGUCGAAAAAAACACGCCAUAGGAAUAAAUAAACAAGACGCAACCACCAAA